AUGGACAACAUCGCAACUGGCGAUCAAUCACAUGCCGAGAUGGGCUUAGUGCUUUGCACUUGCUCCGAAUGCAUCAAAAAAACGCAUACCGAUUCCUCAGGAAAGCAAGUGUCCGGCUUAUGGAUCAAUCCAGGAACCCAAAGGAACCAUAGACGAAGGAUGGCUACCAAACCUGAAACCACAUCAAUCCUCGAGGCGUUAGUUGAUGAUUUUAAUGCGAAGGCAAGCAUCAAGGACACCGAACCAGAAGAAACCUCUUCUGAGUCAGAUUCUGAUUAUAUCACUGGUCCAAAUGAUCCGAAUUUAAUCAAACUAGUUUGUAAGUGA
This is a messenger RNA of Melampsora larici-populina 98AG31, 327 nucleotides long. RefSeq lists its product as uncharacterized. The transcript has a single exon. Lineage: Eukaryota; Fungi; Basidiomycota; Pucciniomycetes; Pucciniales; Melampsoraceae. The record is from RefSeq and is a predicted model, not a curated record. Bases 1 to 327 code for a protein of 108 amino acids.